GUUGUUAGAGGGACUCAUGUCAACACGACGUUAAGAGUUUAGAAAAGUUUAUUGUCUCCACGGCAAUGGCAUGCUUAGACUUUGUUAUUUUAAAGGUAAAUGGGGUGGAUGUGAGCGGAUGUAGUCACGAAGAAGCAAUCAAAGUUUUCCUUACGGCCCACGAACCUAUUACUGUAGAGGUUCGAAAGCGGGUGGCGGAUCAAGCGAAAACUGUUACCUCCAAAAGCAUAUCCGUGGCAGUACAGACAGACUUGUUAGAAGAGGUGGAUGUAGACAUCGAAGAGAUGACCCUACGUAAGGCACAAAUAAGUGAAAAGAUAGGAUUCACAGUGGCUUACAUUGCCCCUAGCACUAAAUGCACGGCAAUACCACAUAAUCAAUCGACAGAAGCUUAUAUCAGCAACAUUAUACCCGACAGCAUAGCGGCACGAGAUGGACGUCUGAGGCAGGGUGAUCAGAUCCUUCAGGUAAAUGGGUGUGAUGUAAGUAGCAAAGAAGAAACAGAAUUACUGUUUGCUGAGAAUCCAAACGCUGUGACACUACUCGUAAGUCGCUGUUCUGAAACAUCUAUAGACACUCUGACAGAUAAUAUGAAUACUCUGAAUAUACACCCGGAACACAUUUACGAAACAAUCCCAGAGGAUGAGUCGGAACCUAUCUACUGCAGUCCUCAUGACUCAGGGAGCGAUCGCCAGUUAGCAUUCGAGGUGAAUAAAGAUAAGCUAUGGUUAGACUGGCGCCCAUCUCACCAUCACUACGUUGAUGUUACACCUCUACAUACAUCGAUUAGUUCCAAUGAAAUGGUGCGUAUGUCACGCGUUCGCCCGAGCACCUCAGCUGUAACUCUGCCAGCUGCAACUAUUUAUACCAGUCGUGAAAAUCUUAACAAUGCCAUAGCCCUUCAAGAACGUCUCUACAGACGUGCUCUUGAACGUAGACUGCCGCCUACGACUGAGACUCCCAUGAUGGAAUGGAAGGUUAAACGGCGCCACGACGGCACCCGCUACAUUGUACGCCGACCUAUAGAAACGCGGCGAGGUAAAAAGCGUGUGAAGUGGCGUCUUAAGCCUAAUAAGCAACAAACUAAUGGUGCAGGAUUGCUGUCAGUCACAAUUGUAUAGUAAUAAAAAAAAUGAUUUGCUUUCCUAAAGUUUUUAGAAUUUGAGGUUACCGUUGAACAGCAAUAUUCUAUCCAGAUAUUUAAUAUGGAUUACAUUAUAUACAAUAUACUUUACAAUAAUCUGGAGCGAUUUCCACUGAAAAGAAGGAAUGUCAGUUUUCAAACACCAAAUUUUUACACUUCAAAUUAAUAAGUAAAAUCACUCCUUUCUAAUCUCUUUAGAACCACUGUUUUGCAUAACACUUUGCUGAGUUUUCAGCGAUUCAACAUUGUGUAACAGAAGGAAAAUGCUGAAAUAUACUAAGAUUUUAAAAUGCAUAUGCAAGUACAACCUCUGGAGGUCGUUUUAAACUUAUAUAUUCGGACGGUAUAAAAUUGGUAAAACAUAUGUGAACCAGAAUUGAAAAUAACAGAAAUAGUGAAAUUUAUAAUACAAGUAUUGAAUUAUUGGUUAAAACCACUGUCUGUUUUGCCUUGCAUUCCGCAUUCCGCGGAACUCAGAAUAGCAAAAACUGUUUUAAACUAAUAUAACACAUUUUUAACAUUCCUUGUCUGAGUAGGA
Molecule: messenger RNA, 1682 nt
Organism: Phlebotomus argentipes
Lineage: Eukaryota; Metazoa; Arthropoda; Insecta; Diptera; Psychodidae
Gene: Slip1
Exons: 3
Coding region: 66-1121 (351 amino acids)
Molecular function (GO): protein binding
Source: RefSeq, a predicted model, not a curated record